Lycium ferocissimum is the source of this 844-nucleotide messenger RNA. RefSeq lists its product as uncharacterized. Lineage: Eukaryota; Viridiplantae; Streptophyta; Magnoliopsida; Solanales; Solanaceae. The transcript is spliced from 2 exons. The record is from RefSeq and is a predicted model, not a curated record.
AUGAGUCAACUUAUUGUAUCAGCAUUGUUUUGCAGUUGUCUUUUCUUCUAUAAGAUAAUUUGGUUUACACCAAUUAAUCUGCAUUGUUGUUUUCAGUAUGAUGCUCGUGAUUUGAUUAUUGGUGCAUUCAGACACUGGGAAAGAGUAGUCUCCUUUGAGGAUGAGUCCUCUCUCAUGGAUUAUGCUUUGCCAUUUUCCACGAGCUCAGCCAUGGUGUGCAAUUCUGAUAGCAGCAAUGACGUUUUGACAUCCCAAAAGGUUAGUAAUCAGAAAUUGAGUGCAUUAACUCCUGAUAACCUGCCAUCCAUCUCUUUAAUAAACAGCUUGGAUGAUUAUAUCUUGCAAGAUAUAGACAACAUGGAUGUUAGCUUUGACCAACCAUUUGAGUACUUUUCCUAGCCACGAUUCCAAUACUGAUUCUUUAAAACUCCAAAUUUCUGUGAGGAUGAGCAUUUGACUUUCUUUGCAACCGACUAUUCCUUUUUCGGUCCAAGAUUUGCAGUGUCGCCUGAUUUACACAGUAUCAUUAACAGUUUUCUUGCUCAAAGGAGAUGGAAAAUGGUAUUUAGUGUGUUCAGGUGGUUUUCAGUUAUGUGGAUUGUAAACAGGAAGACCGUUGUUUCCCACAAUGACAAGUGUGAGUUGUACUGAGGCAACAUCAUCACUCGAAAAUUUCUGCCCGAUGCAUAAUCGUGUGCAGUAGCUGAAUAAGAGUAGACUUUCUUGUUAAUAUGUGUAGGAUUUCAACUUCCUUUUGCUUUAUUCAUGCUUUUCCAGGUGAAAGAAUCAUUACUUCCUUUCUUUUCCAAGAAAAAUAUCAUUGUCGCAAUUCAAAGUUUUCCAA